AGCAACACGGGGCUCCCUUGCAAUUCCCUCUCUGCGUAGGCGUAUAUGUCCACACCCCCUUUUGCAUGUAUAAGUGAUUUAGCUCAUUACAUUUCUACACUGCCUCUGCUAAGGUUUGUUGUUGAAUUUGCCAGUCGCAGUUUCCCUGCUUCUCCUGCGUUCACAGAUUUACUUGCAAGUGAGCCAGCUUGGCAGUGAAUGAUUGACAGCUCGGAGGUACGAGCGCGAGCUCCGGGCUGCCUGCAGCAUCGCCAUUGCUGCGGCCCCUCGGUCAGAGCGGCGACAGCUGAGAGAGAGAGAGAGGGAGAGGGGGGUGUCACGGCCACCGCACGCAGUCUGACAGACACAGGGAAUGUUCGCCGUUGCUGGAAUGACCGGAAGCAACAUGGCAAAUGCUCUGGCUAAUGCCAUGUGCGAACGAUGCAAAAGUGGCUUCGCACCAGCGGAAAGAAUUGUGAACAGCAAUGGAGAAUUGUAUCAUGAGCAGUGUUUUGUAUGUGCUCAGUGCUUCCAACAGUUCCCAGAAGGGCUGUUCUAUGAGUUUGAAGGACGCAAAUACUGUGAGCAUGAUUUUCAGAUGCUUUUCGCACCCUGUUGUCAUCAGUGUGGUGAGUUCAUCAUUGGCCGAGUGAUUAAAGCCAUGAACAAUAGUUGGCAUCCGGAAUGUUUUUGCUGUGACCUCUGCCAACAGAUUCUUGCAGAUAUUGGAUUUGUGAAGAAUGCUGGCAGGCACCUCUGCCGCCCAUGCCAUAACCGUGAAAAGGCCAGGGGUCUGGGGAAAUAUAUCUGUCAGAAAUGUCAUGCUAUUAUCGAUGAACAACCACUUAUAUUCAAGAAUGACCCUUAUCACCCUGAUCAUUUCAACUGUGUAAACUGCGGAAAAGAGUUGACUGCUGAAGCUCGAGAGCUGAAAGGAGAACUGUAUUGCUUGCCUUGCCAUGAUAAAAUGGGUGUUCCCAUUUGUGGUGCUUGCCGAAGACCAAUUGAAGGACGCGUGGUCAAUGCAAUGGGCAAGCAGUGGCAUGUGGAGCAUUUUGUAUGCGCCAAGUGUGAGAAACCUUUUUUGGGUCAUCGUCACUAUGAAAGGAAGGGAUUGGCUUACUGUGAAACACACUAUAAUCAGCUUUUUGGUGACGUUUGCUACCACUGUAAUCGUGUGAUUGAAGGUGAUGUUGUAUCUGCUUUGAAUAAAGCUUGGUGUGUUAACUGCUUUGCCUGUUCAACUUGCAACACCAAGCUGACGCUCAAAAACAAAUUUGUGGAGUUCGAUAUGAAGCCUGUUUGUAAGAAAUGUUAUGAGAAAUUUCCUCUGGAGCUGAAGAAAAGGCUGAAGAAACUGGCUGAAAGUGCUGGACGGAAAUAAGGAAUCAAAAGAUUAACCGUCAAUUUCCAUGCUUUCUGUAUUCAAAAUUAUUUCUAAAUACAGUAAAACUCAGAUAAUCCACCAACAGAUUAUUCCAAAAUCCUGUUGGUUCAAUAUCUGGCUCACAGAGGCCCUGGUUCCUCUGCUCCCUUUUAAACUCAUUAGCAGUUUUACUAUAUACUCUAUUGACCUGUUAUUAGAUUAAUAUCCUAAAUUCAAAUGAUUUAAAUUAAAAGUUUACCACAGAAGAUCAGUUUUGAUUUUAACUUUGCAGAGCCAUGUCCAUUUGUUCAAUUUAAUAUUUUAAUAAAAGUAAUCCAUGUUUGAAGGUUGCUCCCCCCUCGCCUUGUGAUACCACCCAAGUAUAACCAGGCUGGUUAAAUUAAAUGGUCUACUUGCAUAUUAUACUAUUCCCUGAUCCUCAAGGAAUUACGGAAAUUACAAUAUUGUACAAUAUUACAAUACAUGAUCCAGCCACCAUCUGUUUUGCAUAUUGUAUUAUUCGUGGUGAGACUGAGUUUGUGAAUACACUGGAAGAACCCAAAUCUCACUACUCUGACAUAAUAUAACACAUUGCACCAUGUUGCCAUCUCUGAAAGUGGUGAAUUGGAUUGUUUUUCUAAAAUGGUACUUCAUAACUGUAUUUUCUAAAGGUUUUGGUACAUGCUGUUAAGCCUCCAUAUAUAAGGCCAGCAAAUGAAAACAAAUUUACAACAGAGGGAAUUAAUAUAUAAUCUGUUCAUGCAUGUAGAAACAAAGCUUACCAUUUGGCAAACCAAAACAUCUUGAUGCGAUGUAAAAUGCUCUGAUUUGCAGCAUGUAACAAUAUAUUUUAAUAUAUUUUCACGCUGUGCUUACACUACAUCAAAUCAAUGCUUCUGUCACUCCACUAAAGGAAAUGAAUUUAUUGACUUAUAGACAUGAGGUGCAAAUUAAAGAAAGGCACAGUUCCACAUUCCUUCAUUAUGUACUCUGCUAGAUGUAUUGAUUGACAUAUAUCAAAAUGUAUUCUAAUCUUCACUAUUUUUGUACAGUUUGUAAGCAAUUUAAGCUAUCAAUUACAAGACAACGCAUCAUUGAGAAAUAACUGGAAAAUGUUGUGCAUGAAUGCUUGUACUCAGAAUCAAUGACCAACUUCAAAACAUGCAUGAAUUAUGCAUUUGGUAAAAUUUAAUUUUGAAAACUAUUAUAAAGUAAAACAACAUCUAAGUAGUUGAAGCAGGUGGUGAUUACAUCAACUGUCAUAUAGUGGCUUCCUUGUAUAUUACUGAUUUACUCACAUUAAUAUAAGAAGAUGCUGUAACAACAGCUGCAGUACUCAGAAAUUAGUUCUGUUUGCAUGUUUUUAAAUUGUACAAUUUAUUGCUUUUCUUAACAUAUUUAGCAUGGUAGAUACUACAAUACAACUCCUAAGGAAUAAAUCCAAUUGUUUCCCUACAUGUACUUGAAAGCAAAACUGGUCAACUGCUGCGUUUAUAUUUUUAAUGCUCUUGUGGAAAGUAUACUAAACUCUCCAGGGAAACUUAAUUGCUGAAAGAAAGUGGACUGGUAGAUAUAUAGAACAUUUGUUCUUGUGCCUCUCAAUUGGAGGUGCUUGAAAAACCAUAAUGGAUGCAAAUCUUGUACUAUUUUAAAGUUUAAUGCGAUUACCCAAACUACUGGACAUGCUAUCAGUAUGUAGUGACUUCCUUUUCUUUUGGUUUUUAUUGCAUUUGAAUAUACUAAUUGUAAUAAAUGCUGGUGCUACGUGACGAGAUGUGGUAAAAUCGGAAAAUAAGUUCAUCUCAAUAAUUAGUUUUCUAAUUGCCCACAUACAUUCUAGUGAAGUAGUCAUGUCAUGAAAUGUCGUCAAAGCAUUAAGUUCUUGAAAACUAAAGAUAUUUGUCCAGUUGGGUGUUUGGGGAAGUGCAUACUGAAUUUAUUUUCUCAUUAAAAGAAUGUAUUUUUUUUGUGUGUAUCGCCAUACAGUACCCUAGUAUUCAGUAUUAUAUAAUAAAAUAUAUAUUGUGA
This is a messenger RNA of Pristis pectinata (smalltooth sawfish), 3373 nucleotides long. Its product is annotated as LIM and senescent cell antigen-like-containing domain protein 1. The coding region runs from base 353 to 1363 and encodes 336 amino acids. NCBI's taxonomy places the organism in Eukaryota, Metazoa, Chordata, Chondrichthyes, Rhinopristiformes, Pristidae. Gene Ontology annotation, cellular component: cytoplasm; focal adhesion; cell-cell junction. Gene Ontology annotation, biological process: cell-cell junction organization; positive regulation of substrate adhesion-dependent cell spreading; positive regulation of integrin-mediated signaling pathway. The transcript is spliced from 10 exons. The record is from RefSeq and is a predicted model, not a curated record.